UCGCGGGCUGCGGCGGCCGCCGGGCCCGGCCCGUCCCUUCCCUUCCCGGGCGGACUACAACUCCCAGCGCUCCGCGGCGCGGCCCUGCGCCGGCGGCCGAGGAAACGAAAGCGGUUGCCUCGCCAGCCGACUUCACCUUCAGGCUGCAGCAUGAACGGCAGCGUGGCGGGCGGCGGCGUUUCCGAGGAGGUGAUCCGGCUCACCCGGGGACCCUCAGGGCUGGGCUUCAACAUUGUUGGUGGUACAGAUCAGCAGGUCAUUUCUAAUGACAGCAGCAUCUAUGUCAGCCGGAUCAAAAAGGAUGGGCCAGCUCACCUCGAUGGCCGAUUACAAGAAGGAGAUAAAAUUCUGGCGAUCAAUGGCAGAGACUUGAAGAAUUUGCGACACAUGGAUGCUGUGGAACUGUUCAAAAAUGCAGGCUAUGAUGUGUCUCUGAAAAUUCAGCACAGGUUGAAGCCAGAAAAUGGCCCAGCGGGUCAUCGAGGUGGUGGAGACUCAGGUGGGCUUCCCCUAGCAGCCAUUCUUGUUCCAGGCCUGGCACUCGCUGCAGCAGCAGUCUGGAUCUUGUUGAGGUAUCGACACCGGAUGUGAAGAGUACACGCUUUGGAGAUCACUGCGUAUUUUACAGCUAUGAUGUAAUUUAAAGAUAGAGAUUAACGAUCUUAUCUCAGACUGAUGUCAAAGAGGAUCAUUGUCUACCGUAAAGUUGCUGCUGGUGUUCUUUAUAUAUUGAUUUAUUGCAGAGUAAGCAGAAAGGAGCAGGGGAAAGGAGAUGACUGUGUUCAUGUAUUUAGUGGGAUGGCUGUUGUGUUGUCUUUAACUCAUCUGAGAAGUUUUUAGCCAUCUCCUUCCAUUUGCACCAUGAACUUUCAAACACACAUCUAUUCCAUGUUUUAGGAUGUGAUUCUUUAUAAAGAGGUUGGGAGGGUGGGUGGGACGGGUUUAAAUCAAAUACUCUUACUAGAGGCUUUGCUUCGUUCCCACUGAAUUUCUCUUGGAACUAAUGAUCCAUACCUGAACCAUGAAUAAAGAGAAAUAAUGCAGAGGCUAUCUUAUUUUUUUCUGUUGGCUUUUGUUCUUGUUGUUGUACUAAAUAAAUGCCUUAAGAAAUAUGUAUGAAGUCUGAUCUACAGUUUUACAGGUAAAAUCCUCGGUAUAACUGCUGAUUUAACACUAAUGUACAGAACUGGUGAGGUAUUCUACCAGUUCUGGAAAUACAGAAGACGGUCCACUGCUAGAGAAAGACUUUUGUUGUCAGAAUACUGUCCAUUUUUGAAUCCAAGUUGUAAGAGGAUGCUUUCCACAAAUUGCUAGUGUAGCAGAGAGAGAUGUGCGGACAAUUGAAACACAAGAAUAAGUAAUGGCAAGAGAUAUGAUCAUGCUGAAGCUGCAGAAGUCUUUCAAGUAGUAAUGAAGCAGUAGCACCUCCAUCCUUCAAGCUGAUUGAAAUCUGCAUCUUUUGGGUGAAAAGUUUCUGUUGUGAGUUUGUUGGUUUGUUUUUUUUUUUCUGUAAGGGGAAUACUGCUUUUCUGUAGCAGCUAACUUGCUUUCUGCAGUCAGAAAAUCUUACAGUGAUUGAAAGAGGGAAAGCUGAGAGCAGUCUGGGAUCGUCCUGGCUAUGACUUGCUGUGAAGACUGAUGUGAUCCUCAGGCUCAGGAGAUAGGGUGGUGAGUGUGAGACAGGGUAAGGUUUAGCAAAUACAGCUGAGGGGCAGGUUCUUUCUCUGGAAAAUAUGUUACUGAGUUUACCUGCAGAGACUCAUCUUCUCACUGUGAUUGGAAUAGUUUUAAAUGCCCCAGCUGACCUGGACUCUGUAGAGUAAGACCUGUUUCUCUUGUCUCCAAGAAAGAAUGUUUUUUUCUUGUUGUUAUUUUUGUAAAAGAAAAGCACACUGCAUGAUCUGGUCUGUAUGAUAAUCAAAGAAAAAUCAUAUAUGCAAUAUAUAUAUUCAAACAAAGAAAAA
Messenger RNA from Tympanuchus pallidicinctus (lesser prairie-chicken), 1964 nucleotides. RefSeq names its product synaptojanin 2 binding protein (gene SYNJ2BP). The record is from RefSeq and is a predicted model, not a curated record. The transcript is spliced from 4 exons. Lineage: Eukaryota; Metazoa; Chordata; Aves; Galliformes; Phasianidae. Gene Ontology annotation, molecular function: protein binding. The coding region runs from base 151 to 591 and encodes 146 amino acids.